CGGAGAAGUGCGCAGACAACAUGGCGGCCCCCGUGAGGACAUUGUGCUGUUCAGUGUUGAGGCUCUCCAGCAGGCAGUUCAGCACAACGUGUGGCGCACGAGCCGGGGAGAAAUGGAGGAAAGAACACGGACUUGCCCGAAGUGGAUCAGAAUACGGCCCUCUGACGGACCUGCCUGAUUGGUCCUUUGCAGAUGGGACACCAGCACCUCCAAUGAAAGGACAGCUGAGAAGAAAGCAGGAGAGGGAAGUUUUAGCUAGGCGCAUCGUGAUGCUGAACUCGGAGGUGGACAGAGGAAUGGAGGCGUGGAGUGACAAACAGGAAGAAGCCAAACGACUGGAGGAGCACAAAAAGUCUCUCUUACUCAAACCCAAAGGGAAGUUGUUAAGGAAGAAAAUCUAAAAGUUAAGAGAUCGUGUAAUCGUGAUCUAUUUCCUUAUUUGGAUUUAUUGAAUAUAUGUAUGAGGACUUGUGGGGUUUUCUCCCGCUUUACAAUUUGUUUUUCAUGGAUUUCUGCAAUAAAUGUUCUGAUAAAUGUUUAAAUCUUU
Cyclopterus lumpus (lumpfish) is the source of this 547-nucleotide messenger RNA. RefSeq names its product mitochondrial ribosomal protein L52 (gene mrpl52). The record is from RefSeq and is a predicted model, not a curated record. Gene Ontology annotation, cellular component: mitochondrial large ribosomal subunit. Gene Ontology annotation, molecular function: structural constituent of ribosome. Gene Ontology annotation, biological process: mitochondrial translation. The transcript has 5 exons. NCBI's taxonomy places the organism in Eukaryota, Metazoa, Chordata, Actinopteri, Perciformes, Cyclopteridae. Bases 21 to 401 code for a protein of 126 amino acids.